CCGCCCUUCUGGUCCAUGACGUGUCUCCGACGUGGCACUCACAUUUUUUUAUGCCUCUGGAUGCUGAUGAUCACCAAGACCUCGAAUCGAUUAACGAAAAUUUGUCUCUCCCUGUGAUCCGAUGUGGGUGGCUACCGUACAACACAAACCUCUCGGUCCGGUUCCGGCGAUAACAACCGCUCCCCGAAACCCGAAAUUUCCCAGUUCUCUUCUCAAACCACCAGGAACGUUUCGUUUUGAUAUUCGUUUUCGGGUCAGUAAGUCGAAAGUUUGGGUGGCAAAGAAGCAGCUCACCGAGCUGGAAACUCGGGAACCAGAGAGUGAAGAACUAUUGGUAAGAGAAAAAAAUGGUGAAAGUUUUGAUUUUGGAUGGCUACCUGCUUUUCCUCACGUUUUGCUCGCUUCUAUGUCCAAUUUUCUAUUUGGGUAUCACAUUGGAGUAAUGAAUGGUCCUAUUGUCUCUAUUGCACGGGAACUUGGUUUUGAGGGAAACUCAAUCCUUGAGGGACUUGUGGUUAGCAUAUUUAUUGCUGGUGCCUUUGUUGGAAGCAUAAGUGCUGGUUCGUUGGUUGAUAAACUUGGUUGUCGUCGCACUUUUCAAAUCGACACAAUACCCUUGAUUCUUGGUGCCAUAUUAAGUGCGCAAGCCCACUCCUUGGAUGAAAUGCUUUUGGGAAGGUUUCUUGUUGGCCUUGGUAUAGGCGUGAACACAGUUCUUGUACCAAUUUAUAUAUCUGAGGUUGCUCCUACAAAAUAUAGAGGUUCACUAGGAACCUUAUGUCAAAUUGGCACAUGCCUUGGGAUUAUUGCGUCUCUUUUUUUGGGAAUUCCCUCUGACAAUGAUCCACAUUGGUGGAGGAUGAUACUGUACAUUGCAAGUGUUCCUGGAUUUAUUCUUAUAUUUGGUAUGCAGUAUGCGGUAGACAGCCCCCGCUGGCUUUGUAAAGCUGGGAGAUUCGAUGAUGCUAAAGCAGUUAUUAAUGAUCUUUGGGGAUCAUCUGAAGUUGAAAAAGCAAUUCAAGAAUUCCAGUCAGUCAGCAAGAAUGACGGAAGUGAUUUGAAUAGCCGAUGGCUUGAACUCCUGGAAGAGCCACACUCUAGAGUUGCAUUUAUUGGAGGUGCCCUAUUUGUACUUCAACAGUUUGCAGGCAUAAAUGGAGUUCUUUAUUUCUCAUCAUUGACCUUUCAAGAUGUUGGAGUUACAAAUGGUUCUUUAGCAAGCUUGAUCAUUGGACUUACCAACCUUGCAGGUGCACUUUGUGCUUUAUACUUGAUUGAUAACCAAGGAAGACAGAAGCUCUUGAUUGGAAGCUACUUAGGAAUGGCAGUUUCAAUGUUUCUUGUAGUGUACGCAAACAGUUUUCCUUUGGAUGAACAGUUCAGUCACAACUUAUCAAUACUAGGAACUGUACUGUACAUAUUUACCUUCGCAAUUGGAGCCGGCCCAGUUACUGGUCUCAUUAUACCAGAGCUUAGCAGCACUAGGACGCGUGGGAAGAUAAUGGGAUUCAGUUUUACAGCUCAUUGGGUUUGCAAUUUCUUGGUAGGACUUUUUUUCCUUGACUUGCUGGAAAAAUUUGGAGUUGCUCCAGUUUAUGCUACCUUUGGUGGAGUUUCCUUGUUAGCAGCGAUAUUUGCCAAUUACUUCAUUGUUGAAACUAAAGGGCGCUCUCUUGAGGAAAUUGAAAGGUCACUGAAUUCUAAUUCCCAGGCUGGAGGCAAGUGACAACAAUUCUGAUCAAAGUGAACUACAAAAGAUAAACCCUCAUGCUUAACUGCAUGUAAGAAAAAUCUUAUUUGCUCUAUCAUUUACAUGUUUGAAUAUCUCGUGAAUAGAACAUAAAAUUUUACAUCCUUGCUUCAUUCUUGUUCUCACAACCUUCCAAUGUUGUACAUGAGGUGCUUUACCAUUUUGGUGGUGCUUCAGCCUUCAUGCUUCAAUGAAGCUGUCAAUCCAGUUGAGACUA
Corylus avellana is the source of this 1967-nucleotide messenger RNA. Its product is annotated as putative plastidic glucose transporter 1. Gene Ontology annotation, molecular function: hexose transmembrane transporter activity. Gene Ontology annotation, biological process: monosaccharide transmembrane transport. The record is from RefSeq and is a predicted model, not a curated record. NCBI's taxonomy places the organism in Eukaryota, Viridiplantae, Streptophyta, Magnoliopsida, Fagales, Betulaceae. Gene Ontology annotation, cellular component: membrane.